Messenger RNA from Ruditapes philippinarum (Manila clam), 2340 nucleotides. Its product is annotated as xaa-Arg dipeptidase-like. NCBI's taxonomy places the organism in Eukaryota, Metazoa, Mollusca, Bivalvia, Venerida, Veneridae. Gene Ontology annotation, molecular function: dipeptidase activity. The record is from RefSeq and is a predicted model, not a curated record. Bases 78 to 1286 code for a protein of 402 amino acids. The transcript is spliced from 5 exons.
GUAAAAUUUUGAUUGUACAAAUUAUCCGCACUGUCACUCCUGUCAAACUUAAAAUUUAAGGAAAUUCUUGAUUGACAAUGGAUGACAUCAUGAAUAUUGUGUCAAGUACGAUAGAUCAAGAGAGCACUGACUUGAACCGACUAAGCCAAUCAAUCUGGAAUCAACCAGAGCUUGGGUUUAAGGAACAUUUUGCCCAUACAGAAUUGACAGAUUUUUUGGAGAAAACUGGAUUUAUUGUGGAAAAGUCCUUUAAACUUGAAACGGCAUUCAGAGCAACCUACACACACAAUGUUGAAAAAGAGUCGGUUCCUGGUCCAAAUAUUGCUGUAUUGUGUGAAUAUGAUGCAUUGCCAGGGAUCGGACAUGCAUGUGGACAUAACCUUAUAGCAGAGCUUGGUGUAGCAUCAGCACUUGCAAUUAAGGCUGCAAUGAUUGCAAACCCAGAACAAUUCCCAGGAACUUUGACAGUGUUAGGAUGUCCAGCUGAAGAAGGGUUGUGUGGAAAGGCUGAUCUGUUACGUCUAGGGGCAUUUGAUGGUGUUGAUGUUGCUAUGAUGGCCCAUCCCUCACAGACUACACUUGCUACACCAAACUAUGUCUCAAUGUCUCCGUUAUCUAUAAAGUAUUUCGGUAAAGCAUCUCAUGCCUCGUCGUAUCCAUGGGAAGGUUUGAAUGCACUGGAUGCUGCAGUGGCUUGUUACAACAAUAUAUCUAACCUCAGACAACAAAUGAAACCCACCUGGAGAGUUCAUGGUGUAAUCAGGAAUGGUGGUGCUCAACCUAAUAUUAUACCAGAGGAGACAGAGUUAGAAUAUUAUCUGCGGACACCCACCGAUUCAGAGAUGGUCACCUUGAAACAAAAGGUGGAAGGCUGUGUACAGGGUGCUGCUUUGGCAACUGGUUGUACAGUUGAUUUCAAGUUUCGUGAGAAGUCCUAUUCAAAUCUGAUAUCUAACAAAACACUUGUUGAUUUGUUUGAAAAAAACGGAGUGUCCAUUGGUAUUGAAUUUGAAACCGAUGAAGAAAAAAGGCGGAAAUUUGGUGGCUCUACAGAUAUGGGAAAUGUUUCACAUGUGAUCCCAAGCAUUCACCCGAAGUUCAGCAUCGGCACAACUGUUAGUAACCACUCUAAAGAAUUCACUGUGGCUGCAGGAGAUAUGAAGGCGCAGAAGUAUACUCUGGAUGUUGCCAAGGCUUUAGCAAUGACUGCGUUAGAUGUGUACAAUAAACCUGAACUGUUGGCUCAAAUAAAAGCUGACUUCGAAAAAGAUGUAGCUGAAACAUGAACAUGUUUAAAUGAUAUAGAUAUUUCAAAGAAAAAUUUUAUAUUAUUUAUUCUAGAAAUGAUGUGCAUGAAAAAAAAAAGAUUUACAAAGAUCUGUCCGCAAAGAAGGAUCUGAAUUUCUGAAAGGUUAAUCUGCUUCUUACUUUCAGACCUAUAUUAUAUUGUUAAUGAUGUAGAAGAGAGAUUAUUGCAUUUACCUUUUUAAGCUCAUCUGACAUUGUCAUUAUUAUCCUUCAUUUCAUUAAACAUUGCAAUUCUUACACUUACCUUAACGUCAUCUGGCCCUUCUACUACAGUACAUGUACUUACAUAUAUGUGAAAUUGCUGAAAAAUGUAAUGAAAAUUUUUGUAAAUAUUUGGUUAAAAGUUACCAUGUCUGAUUUAUAUCAUGAAAAUAUAACCAGAUUUAAAACAAAAGUAAGGUGAUAGUAACAAUUGAAUGAAUAAGUUGUUUUGUUUUUCUUAAUGAAAUCUUUUAGCAAGCUCUUUUUAGCCACAUAAAACAUAUUUUACAAAAUGAAUCAUGUAUCGAUUGAAAAACAAGAAAUUGUAUCAAUAUAUUUCAUGCUUACAAUAUUUUGAAGCCAUGUUUCAUUAAACAUUUGAGCCAUUUCAUGACAAAACCAACAUAAUGGGUUUGCGAACAGCAUGGAUCCUGAUCAGACUGUGCGGAUGCACAGGCUGGUCUGGAUCCAUGCUGGUCGCAAACGCACUAUGUUGUUUUUGUCGUGACGUGGCUCAUAUCAUUUCAAACUUUUUGAGAGGCUUAUUGUAUAAGUUUGUGUGUUUUGAAGAUUGAUUAGAAUUUUAAAAGUGUUGAAGGCUUUUUAAAAUAAGAUUAAUAUCAUAAUUAAGCAAUGCAUUUUACUUUUGUUAUUUUUUCAAACAAAAAAAAAUUAAGAAAUUAGAUUAUAGAGAUGACUUUUAAAGAUGUUAUGAAUUUGUAUUGGGUAAUUUUAUUACGUUAUUGAUAUUAUUGGUUAAAUUUCCACCAUUUGUAAUCAGGUCACUCAGCAUUGUUAUAUUUAAACAGCUGAAUAAAAUAUUUAUGAGUA